CGAGUCUCCACCCGCUGGCCGCGGGUUGUUGGCGAGAGGAGGGGAUCGCUGCGGACGCGAGGAGGGGGACCCUUGCGGCGGGUCCUAUGGCGGAGCCUGGAGUCCGAGAGCCCGAAACUGGGGCCUGCUGCCCCAGUGUUGCUAACGCCACUACGCCCCCACAGCAGCUCUUCCAAGCUCUGGUGUCCGCGCAGUGGGUGGCGGAGGCGUUGCGGGCUCAGCGAGCCGGGCAGCCCCUCCAGCUGCUGGACGCCUCCUGGUAUCUGCCCAAGCUGGGCCGUGAUGCGCAACGCGAGUUUGAGGAGCGGCAUAUCCCUGGCGCCUCCUUUUUUGACAUAGACCAAUGCAGUGACCGCACAUCGCCCUACGACCACAUGCUGCCCAGCGCGGCACACUUCGCGGAGUACGUGGGCAACCUGGGUGUGGGCGCCACCACCCACGUUGUGGUUUAUGACGCCAGCGACCAGGGCCUCUACACUGCGCCACGCGUCUGGUGGAUGUUCCGCGCCUUCGGCCAUCGCGCAGUGUCCCUGCUUGAUGGUGGCUUCCGAAACUGGCUGCGCCAGGGCCUCCCGCUGAGCUCUGGCAAGAGCUGCGCGGUGCCCACCCAGUUCCGAGCCACUCUGGACCCCACGUUUGUCAAGACGUACGAGGACAUCAAGGAGAAUAUCGAGUCCCGGCGCUUCCAGGUGGUGGACUCCCGCGUCGCCGGCCGGUUCCGGGGCACGGAGCCUGAGCCCCGAGAAGACAUUGAACCUGGCCACAUCCCCGGCACGGUGAACAUCCCCUUCGUGGACUUCCUGACCAGCGAGGGCCUGGAGAAGAGCCCUGAGGAGAUCCGCCGCCUGUUCCAGGACAAGACAGUGGACCUGGCCCAGCCUCUGGUGGCCACCUGUGGCUCCGGUGUCACAGCCUGCCACGUGGCUUUGGGGGCCUACCUCUGCGGGAAACCUGACGUGGCCAUCUAUGAUGGCUCCUGGGAGGAGUGGUACAUGCGGGCCCAGCCCGAGGAAGUCAUCUCCGAGGGCCGGGGGAAGACCCACUGAGGCUGGGCAGGAUGUGGCCUGGGAAGCUCUGGGGACACCCAGCCACCAGCUCUGCCCCGCCUGGUCGUUCGGAUGCUAUUGUCACCGGAGGAGCAUUUCUUCCUCCAACCCAGGUGGCACACGGAGUGACAUCCCAGAGGCCAGGAGUUCUUUCUGAUGUGUGGGCUCCCAGUGGUGGCGGAAGAGAAGGUGGCAGUGGGCCCGGGAAGGGGAGCCACCCACAUGUUGCUAGGCCCCACCUCCAUUGUGUUUUACAUUUGACAAUAAAACAGCCAAGUGCUAAGUGCCACCAA
Molecule: messenger RNA, 1339 nt
Organism: Artibeus jamaicensis (Jamaican fruit-eating bat)
Lineage: Eukaryota; Metazoa; Chordata; Mammalia; Chiroptera; Phyllostomidae
Gene: MPST
Product: mercaptopyruvate sulfurtransferase
Exons: 3
Coding region: 87-1046 (319 amino acids)
Biological process (GO): transsulfuration
Cellular component (GO): mitochondrion
Molecular function (GO): thiosulfate-cyanide sulfurtransferase activity
Source: RefSeq, a predicted model, not a curated record